Brassica rapa (field mustard) is the source of this 2460-nucleotide messenger RNA. RefSeq lists its product as uncharacterized. Gene Ontology annotation, biological process: DNA integration. Gene Ontology annotation, molecular function: nucleic acid binding. NCBI's taxonomy places the organism in Eukaryota, Viridiplantae, Streptophyta, Magnoliopsida, Brassicales, Brassicaceae. The record is from RefSeq and is a predicted model, not a curated record.
AUGGAUGGAAACUUUAGUAAGCUAGUUACGACUGCCGUUGGGAGUCUAGGGCUGUGGAGUCACAUCACGGAUGAUGGUCCCGAGCCAGUGGCUAAAGGAAAUGAAGAAGGUGAAGGUGGAAAAGUGCUCACCGAGGCUGAUGUUAAGAAGAAAUGGGUCCAAGAAGAUCUGAUGGUGCUUUCAGUGCUUCAAGGGUCUCUUGAGACGCUCCAGAAGACAUUUGGAAAUGUCUCAAAUCUUAGCCGUGUGUUUGAGUUGAAGAAAGUCAUCACCUCCUUGAUGCAAGAUGGGAUGGAUCUCAUUAAGCACAUUGGAAAGUUCAGAGCCCUUUUGUCUGAACUAGACAAUCUACGACCCGACACAAGUGAUCACGAGAUCCUCGUGGAGAGGAGGGAGUAUGAUAAGAUGUUUGGGCUGAUGAUGACGUUUGAUACUUGCUACAAGGAUGUCAUCAAACACAUUCUGAGGUCGCCAAGUUUACCAACUAUGGAGGAAGUGUGUGCUCAACUUCAGAAGGAGGAAGAGUCUCUAGGCCUAUUUGGAAGAAAAGAGGAGCUUUUAAUGUCUCACCAAGCUGAUGAUAUGCAAGCAAACAAGGCUGCAUAUAAGAAUGAAGGAAGAAAGUAUGGUGAGCGGUUUGAAGGAAGUUGUGACCAUUGCAAAAAGCCGAGACAUAAGAAGAGCCAGUGUUGGAUUCUGCAUCCUCAUCUAAAGCCAAGCAAGUUCAAAAAGGAUAGAGAAGCACAUGCUCACCUUUCUGCUGAAGCGAGUGGUAGUGGUUCAACCGGAGCCAGCGCAUGUGUUCAAGCCGUUGAAAGUGAGGGUAGGAAUUUAGCUUCUCAUCACUUGAGUGGAAAAAGCUUAGAGCAUGAGGUGAUCAGGAAGUCCGACAUAGAUGCCCUCAUCAAAGCUCUUAAGGAAUCUGGUAACAAACUCGGAAACACCUUUGGUUAUUCCUUUGCUGCUCAUACAAUGCCUAGUAGUACUGAUAAGUUUCUAGACAUGUUAGAGAGCUCCUAUACUGCAAAAGCUGAGUCAAGCAUUGCUAAUAAACUAAUAGGACUGUUUGAGAACUUGAAAAACAAAAAUGAUCAUCGUAGGACUCAUAUUGCUAAGAACAUGCAUAAGCCUUUAAUUAUUGAUUAUGGUGCAUCUCAUCAUAUGAUUAGUGAUAACAGCUUGAUUAAAUAUAUAGAACCUGCUCAAGGUCAUGUUAUGAUUGCUAAUGGUGAUAGAAUUCCUAUUAGAGGCAUUGGUAGGUUGAAAUUGUUUAAUAAGGAUUCUAAAGCAUUUUUCAUGCCUGAGUUUACUUCUAAUCUCUUGUCUGAUAAUGGUGGAGAGUAUACGGGUCAUGCAUUCAAGGAUCAUCUAACUAGCCAUGGGAUUCUUCAUCAGACGAGCUGUUCGUACACUCCUCAGCAGAAUGGAGUGGCUGAAAGGAAGAACAGACACCUCAUUGAGGUGGCCAGGUCGAUGAUGUUCCAUACGAGUGUGCAUAAAAGAUAUUGGAGUGAUGAUGUGAUGUCUGCUUGCUACCUGAUCAACAGGAUACCAACCAAGAUACUAGCUGAUCAGUCUCCAUUUGAGGUCCUUAACAAGAGUAAGCCGGCGUUGGAGCACUUGAGGAUAUUUGGAUGUGUUUGCUAUGUGCUGGUAUUGGGAGAAAUGCGGAACAAGCUAGUGGCAAAGAGCACCAAAGCCAUGCUGAUUGAGAAGAAUUGGGAAGAACUUGGGGAUCUAUCCCAACCAUCAGACAAGGCAGCCAGUUUGAGAAACAUUCUACAAGGACUUGGGAUUGGAGUGUCCCAAGAUCAGAUCAGGCGUCAAAAGCCAAUACGGGUUAUAGCUGAAGAAUCAUCUCACUUUGAACAUGAGGGGGAAAGUGAAUCUGAAGCAGCAAGUCUAGAAGAUCAGGACUCAGAUGAAGCUGAAGGUCAAAGAGAUCAAGGCUCAGAUUCUCCUGUCCAAAGUGGAGAGGAUUCAAGAAGAAGAGAUCAGAAUGAAAGUCAGGAAGCUAGUGAAGAGAGUCAGAUACAAGAUGAAGCUGUUGAGAAAGCUGCUGUAGAGCAUCCUUCCCAAGCUGUGUGCUCAUUUGCUGAGUAUCCGGAAGAUCACUAUGCAUUUAUGGUCAGUCUUGAUGAAAGUUAUGUGCCUAGAAGCUAUGAAGAGGCAAUGUUGAUUCAAGAGUGGAGAGAUUCAGUCAAUGCUAAGGCUGAUGAUAUGAUUAGAAAUGAUACAUGGUAUGAGAAUAAACUUCCAAAGGGAAAGAGAGCUGUGUCAUGCAAAUGGAUCUUCACCAUCAAGUAUCUACCAAAUGGAAAGAUAGACAUGUGCAAGACAAGGUUGGUUGCUAGGGGCUUCACUCAAACUUAUGGAGAGGAUUACAUUGAUAUCUUUGCACCUGUUGCAAAACUCCAUACCAUUCGGAUUGUACUCUCGGUGGCGACUAACCUAGGGUGA